AUGUCAUUUAUGAUUGACCAUAUACUUUCAUCAACAAGACAAAUUGAAAAGCGUUUGUCUUUACAAGUAAUAAACUCUAAUACAAUACGACAAAAAGAACGUCAUAUACAACUAUGUUCACAUUGUAUGAAAUCAUUUGAUCGCCUAUCAUUAUUAAUUCGACAUAUUCGUAUUCAUACUAGUGAAAAACCAUAUAUAUGUGAUAUAUCGACAAAAAAUCGUAACGCGUCACCUCUAAUACCUGAAAAUAAAAAAACCGAGUUGUAA
Molecule: messenger RNA, 267 nt
Organism: Rotaria sp. Silwood2
Lineage: Eukaryota; Metazoa; Rotifera; Eurotatoria; Philodinida; Philodinidae
Source: the annotation of a GenBank genome assembly